Amphibalanus amphitrite is the source of this 2012-nucleotide messenger RNA. RefSeq names its product ragulator complex protein LAMTOR2-like. The transcript has 2 exons. Gene Ontology annotation, biological process: positive regulation of TOR signaling; cellular response to amino acid stimulus. Lineage: Eukaryota; Metazoa; Arthropoda; Thecostraca; Balanomorpha; Balanidae. Gene Ontology annotation, cellular component: Ragulator complex. Gene Ontology annotation, molecular function: guanyl-nucleotide exchange factor activity; molecular adaptor activity. The coding region runs from base 15 to 323 and encodes 102 amino acids. The record is from RefSeq and is a predicted model, not a curated record.
CGGCGUGCAGACUGAUGAACCUGGAGGGCGCGCCUCUGGCGUACAGCGGCGGCGGCUCGGAGCAGCAAUGUGAUGUGGUGGCCGCCAUCGCCUCCAAUAUCUGGGCUGCCGGCACCAAGCACGGACUCACCGUGUUUGAUGAUCAGCUGGCGCUGCAGCUGUUCGAUUGUGAGGAGGGCCGCAUGUGCGUCUGUCCGGUGACGUCUCUGCUACUGUGCGUGUUCGGCGCGCGCACCGUGCCGCUGGGCAUGCUGCGGGCCAAAGCCGAGGCGCUCGGCGGCUACCUGUCGGGGCCGCUGACGGAGGUGGCCGGCGCCGACUGACGCCAACACUGGCCGGCGCUGCCUGCAGCUCGCCCUACCGCCGUGCCGGCUAACGAUGGCUGCUGAGCGCAGUGCUGCCGGCGGUGGUGAGCCGUUCUACGAUGGCACCGGCGGCCGGUCGGAGCCGCGGCGUCCCUGCAGCCGGCGGCCCGGCGGUAGGAGCCGCGGCGUCCCUGCAGCUGGCGGCCCGGCCGGUAGGAGCCGCGGCGUCCCUGCAGCCGGCGGCCCGGCGGUCGGAGCCGCGGCGUCCCUGCAGCCGGCGGCCCGGCGCGGGUCGGAGGGCACGCCGUCACGGCCGGGCGGCCCGCAGCAGGGCAGGUGCAGCGCCGGGCGGGCCGCAGCUGACCGAGCGUGGCCAACGCGUGCUGUGUUUGUUACCCAGGGCCCAGUGUAAUCGCGCGGUCCGGGGACCGCUUAUAUAAUGGGAUAAACUCAAAAUUUUAGGUACAUAGGUAUACCCGCCAGUGUCUAUUGUUUCUUGAUACUGCUAUCCUGUCCCGUCCUGGACAUAGGGGAAGGUGGGGUAAGACGGCCCAGCGGGGCAAGACGGACCACCAGCCCUCCCGGCUAAACCGCUGCUGGUAUCUACUGCUUUAUGCACUCACUAUGUUUGUUUUCCUUCGUAACAAUGGCCACCUUGAGCUCAUGCUGCUAGGACGCAUAGCUUUUGAGUUAUUGAGAAAAAUGUUGUUUUUCGUCAAACCGAUCUAAUAUAAGAGGUCUACGGGUGAUUCAAUUACGGCGCCUUUCUUGCAUGAUUAGUUUCUAUUUUGCACUUUACUGUGAAGAACAAAGUUAUAAACAUAGUUAUAAUCACACUUUAGGAAAGGCAAGGUUUUGCAAUGUUGGGCUAUUUGACAUAUACGUCAUGAUAAUGACAGAAUUUAGAUUUGGGGCAAGACGGACCACUGUGAUCCAUCUUACCCUGUGGUGGUCCAUUGUACCCUGCAUAUGGAAAGUUUUUUUUGCAAAACAUUGACACAAGUUUAAGUAAGCUAAUUUUUCAGGAAGGAGUCUUUGUUGCAUGUGAGCCAUGCAUGAAAGUGCUCAGUUAGCAUGCAUUCAUGCCAAACGACAAUCAACACACAUGUUCCCAGCUUUCAGCUGCACUUCCAUCACACAUGAGUAAAGAAUAAAGGCUCAUUUUGUUAUUUUACCAUUCUGGUUACUUUUUCUUACAAGAGUACAGAGCAGAAGUGUAACACACAUGAACGGAUAGCAGGCACUGCUGGGUGGUCCUUCUUACCCCACGUUUUUUCUUGUCUGAGUUUUUGACAUGUCCCUCUUUAAGAGCAUCCACCACCUAGAUGUCUUUAAUUUGAAAUUUAGUCUUUACACAUAUCAACAGAGGAAGGAUUGAGCAUUCCGAAGACUAUAAAUAAUAUGAAUUACGAGAGCAGUGUAGCAAGAUAUGCGGCCUCAAACCUUAGCUGGUCCGUCUUACCCCACCUUCCCCUACAGUAGUGCCGCGUCAACUUUGAAACUGGUCUACUCGCUUAGCUUUUUUUUACUUGAAAAUGAUUUUGUCAUGUUUAUUGCCUUUUUAUUUCGCUAUAAGGGCGUUUCCUCAUUGCGGACGGGUUGGAAAAGUAUAUGAGUGAACGUAUUAAGCCUUCAAGACGGUACUAGAAUAUGUCGGGUUAAGGCUCACGUAUGUCGAUGUAGAGCUCAAUAAAUGUAUUGCUGCUA